AUGGCCUCACUUCACCUCAAUGACAUCAAGCAAAUAUCAGAUAUUGAGCUUACAGAUGCUGCAGGGUCAUCAUCACCAGGCGAUGCAGAAGUCUUUGAUGAUAGCACCGGCCAUGUCCCGGAGAAAUAUAGAGGAACAUCUGCCGACCAGCGGGACAUGAACAUUAUGGGCAAAAAGCAGGUCCUGCGGCGGAACUUCAACUUUAUCACAAUGCUCGGCUUCGCAUCAACCUGUGUAGCAAGUUGGGAAGGCAUCCUUACAUACCUUGGUUUUGUUCUCACUGACGGUGGCACUCCGCUUCUGUUCUGGGGCUUUAUUGCAUGUGCUGCGGGGCAGACACUAGUGUAUGCCACAGGUGGUCAAUAUCACUGGGUGUCGGAAUUUGCCCCUCGACGAAUGCAGAAGAUCCUCAGUUACUUUUCCGGCUGGCUCACUGCCAUCGGCUGGCAGGUGUAUCUUGCCAGUGUGUGCUUCUUAGUUGGCACGAUCAUUCAGGGAUUGAUUGUCCUGAAUGACUCGUCCUACGUCUAUCAAAGAUGGCACGGGACCUUGUUGUCCAUCUCUAUUGUCGUCUUCUGCAUUAUUUUCAACACUGCCCUAGCGUCGCGACUUCCAAUCAUAGAGGGCAUGAUCCUGAUCCUCCACCUCUUGGGCUUCCUUGCCAUCAUUGUCCCGCUCUGGGUCAUGGCACCACGCGGCAGUGGACACGUCGUUUUGCUCGAAUUUACCAACUAUGGCGGCUGGACGAGUACCGGUCUAUCAGCAAUGAUUGGCUUACUCGCUCCCAUGGCCGUUCUGGUUGGCUACGACUGUUCCGUGCAUAUGUCUGAGGAAAUCAAAGAUGCCUCCGUUACUCUCCCCCGGGCCAUCAUGGGCUCCGUCGUCGUCAACAUCACACUCGUCUUCAUUGUGAUAAUCACCAUUUGUUUCACGCUCGGCGACGCUGCAAGCGUCCUGGCAUCUCCCACCGGCUAUCCCUUUAUCCAACUCUUCUACAACGCGACCCAAUCGUACGCCGGCACCAAUGUCAUGACCGCAAUUAUCAUCGUCAUGCUCUCUGCCUGCGCCGUUUCCGAAGUGGCUGCUGCCUCACGCCAAGUCUGGUCCUUUGCUCGUGACGCUGGUCUGCCCGGCCACAGCUGGCUCUCCAAGGUUUCACCCGGCUGGAACGUCCCAGUCCCUGCCGUCGCCGUUUCCCUCACCAUCUCCGUACUUCUCUCUCUCAUCAACAUCGGCUCUACCGUCGCUCUCAAUGCUAUUACGUCACUGGGUGCCAUUGCAGUUUUGAUCUCCUAUUUCCUCACCAUCAGUUGCGUCGUUUACCGCCGGCUCCAAGGGCCAAAGCUUCCCGUACGCCGGUGGUCACUCGGAAGAUGGGGCCUUGCCAUCAACUGCGCAGCUUUAGCGUUCCUCGUACCAUUGAUCUUCUUCCUCACCUGGCCCCUUGUGACACCCGUCACGGCGACGACAAUGAACUGGUCGAGUGUCAUGAUGUGUGGCACUUUGAUUUUAGCCGCGAUCUACUACGUCUUCAAGGGGAGGAAAGAAUAUGUUCCUCCUGUUGUACACGUCAAGCGUCAAGAGUGA
Molecule: messenger RNA, 1587 nt
Organism: Cladophialophora bantiana CBS 173.52
Lineage: Eukaryota; Fungi; Ascomycota; Eurotiomycetes; Chaetothyriales; Herpotrichiellaceae
Exons: 7
Coding region: 1-1587 (528 amino acids)
Biological process (GO): transmembrane transport
Cellular component (GO): membrane
Molecular function (GO): transmembrane transporter activity
Source: RefSeq, a predicted model, not a curated record